AUGACAGUUACAAAGUUACCACUGAACGAUAAAAAUUGUGCUCGAGGAAUUGAUAUCACCGGAAAAAAACAUAUUUUCUAUGUGCAAAACGAAAAGUACCAAUCAUUAAGGAGAAGAAACCGAGGAAAUAACAAUAAAAAUUCCUGUAAAGAUUGCAAUCAAUCCAACGAAUGCUUCGAGAUCUUAGAGAAACGAAUCGAACAGAUAUCAAAUAAAGUUGCUCAGCUUGCAAAUGUCACCAAUACAAAUCAAAGCUUGAGUUUAACCAAAAACGAUUCAAUCGUCUCUCCCGAUUUUUCGCAAAUGGUAAAUUUCUAA
Molecule: messenger RNA, 318 nt
Organism: Ambispora leptoticha
Lineage: Eukaryota; Fungi; Glomeromycota; Glomeromycetes; Archaeosporales; Ambisporaceae
Source: the annotation of a GenBank genome assembly